Molecule: messenger RNA, 1741 nt
Organism: Carica papaya (papaya)
Lineage: Eukaryota; Viridiplantae; Streptophyta; Magnoliopsida; Brassicales; Caricaceae
Product: F-box and associated interaction domains-containing protein
Molecular function (GO): protein binding
Source: RefSeq, a predicted model, not a curated record
GUCGCUUCUACGGUUGUACCAUAACGCAGCUAAAUCUAACUCUUUUGACUUUUUUUUGUCAAACUUCAUGGUACAAUACCUAUAUGCGUCUUUCCGGAAAGUUUUAUUUUUUUUUUUUUCUUUUUUCGACUUGAUCUUCAUCUUUCCCGAAAGCCAACUGCUAGAGAGCUUAAAAAAAGAAGAGAAAAGAAAAGAAAAGAUACAGCAGCGAAAAAGUCGAGAUUAGGAGAAAACUUCAAUCCUAAGUUUUCUCGCCAACCAAAUAAAAGCUCUUCACUGCACCCAUUCUCUACCGCCCUGGCUUCGUUUUCUUCAUCAGGCUGUUUCAGGAAGAAGAAAAGCCAUGGACUCUACUGAUGAAUUACAGAGUAAAGAAAGAAGGUGCAACCUAAAAGAUCAAUCAGCAGGUGGACUGGAAUGUCUCCCUCAGGAAAUACUCCUUGACAUAUUCUCAAGGCUACCCAUAUCGUCUGUCUUGCAAUUGAAGUUUGUAUGUCGAGGCUGGCGAAACUUGGCACGAGACCCACAUUUCACUAAAAUGCAUAUCUCCCACAUGGCCAAGAGUAAUCCAUGCCUCAUCUUUUACUCCAAUCAGCCAAUUGAAAAGCAGCUUUAUUUUGUAGACUUGUAUGCUCGAAGGGAUAAGGAGGCCGUGGUGAAGAAAAUCUAUCCGCAGUUUUCAACUGUGAUGCCUAAGUUUGAAGUAAUAGGCUCAUGUAAUGGCUUGCUAUGCUUAUGUGACCCAGAAAAUACCCAUGCACUUUUUAUAUGCAAUCCUUUCACUCGGGACUACAAGGAGCUUCCCAAGGGGCCUGAACUCAAUAGAGACCACGAUGUGAUAUUCGGAUUUGGUUGCCAUCCAACAACAAAAGAGUACAAGGUGAUUAGGAUUAUUAAUUAUAGAAAUCGAUAUAGAGCACCCAGGUGUUGUCGAUUUGUUGGCAUGCAAACAGAGGUUCAAGUCCUUACUGUAGGCGACGUUACCUGGAGAAGCCUUGGAGAAUGUCCUUACCUGCUUCUUAAUUGGUCAUCGCCAGUCUUGGUCAAUGGAAGACUUCAUUGGGUAACUUGGCCAGUUAGGUAUGGCCCAAAACACAUGCUUGUCUCGUUUGACUUAGCAGAUGAGCAAUUUCGUGAGGUCCCUAGACCUGAAUGUGGUGCCUUAGACAUGUAUCGCUAUAAUUUGUUUUUACUCAGAGGUUGUCUUUCAGCAGCCGUUAUUCGAUAUUAUAGACAGGUAGAUAUUUGGGUAAUGAAGGAGUAUGAUGUGAAGGAGUCUUGGGUGAAGGAAAUAAGGAUUGGAACAUAUGUGCCAAGGGCAUUAGAAGAAAGUAUAGGUGAAAAAACUUUCGGAAUACAAAAACGUUUUUCGAAUGGGCCUUUCUUGAAAAUAUUGUGCCUUUUGGAAACUGGUGAAUAUUUGCUGGAGUAUGAAAACAGAACCCUGGUGUCUUAUGACCCGCGGAGAGAAGUAUUCAAUGAUCUGAAGUUUCAAGGGUUGCCGGAGUCUUAUGGGAUAGUUGUUCAUUUUGGUAGUCUUACUUCUGAGGUUUCCCUCUUUAAUGUCUAACUUCUGAUUCAGAUUCUUUUUCCCUGUAAGUUUACUUCAUGCAAGAAUGAAGCGUUUCUUUCGUUCUCAGUACUAUUUCUUCUUCCAUUGUUGAUGGUUGGUCUCCGAUUGAAACAAUCAAUUGUAAUAUCGUGAAUAUUGGAAAUCUUAAAUGACAUUGCAAAAUUUGAA